Messenger RNA from Caenorhabditis bovis, 3171 nucleotides. Lineage: Eukaryota; Metazoa; Nematoda; Chromadorea; Rhabditida; Rhabditidae. The record is from the annotation of a GenBank genome assembly.
AUGGAUUUAAACUAUUUCGGCGAUGUUCCGAUGUCGGAUCCGUUUUUGUCGCUGGAGACGAACCUCGACGAUAUCCAAAAUUUUCUCGAACCCGAACAAAUGGACUUUGAUCCCAUCGGAUCACAAUGGCAUACUGAGGGACCAUCGACGGCUUCGGCGGCGGCGUCGACGGCCAAUCAACAGGCGGCGCAGGCCAAACACAGUCCUCCGCAGGAAUUCUAUGAUACUGAGAGUGGCAAAGAGGUUGGAAGCCUAGUUUCGCUGCUCAAUCGGCCCAACGAGGACUACUACACACAGAUGCGAUUCUCGCCGCCGAAUUUCGAUUUGCGCAACGCCGACACGCCGACGACGUCGCUCGGAUUGUCCGGCAGCGGUCCGGCGGGCAUGUUGUCGAAUUUGAACGUGUUCUCGCCGAAGCCGUCCGAAUCGUUCGAGGCGUUCGCGCCGAUGCCGAUCGACGCGCGAAUGUUCGCGGCGAAUGAGGUGAUUCUCGCUUAUCAGUUGCUCGUUGUUGUGUGUGUCUGUGUGUGCCGUUAUGCAAUCCAUUCAAUGUUGCAGAAUAUGAAUGGCAGCAUGGUGUCGCCGCCACCACCAGCAGCACCACCACCACCACCAACGCAGCCGAAUGGUGGAUUCGCCUACGCGCCACCACCUUCUGUUGUCAUGGCGACGCCGAAGCCGUCGACGUCAUCGGAGUCGGCGUCGAGCACCAAAGUUGAGCUCCUUCGACUUCUCGCGAACAUGUCGCCGAGUGAGGUUGAGAAGCUGAAACAUCGAAAGCCGUCGAUGGAUCGCGCGUCGUCUAGACGCGAUGACGACGACGACGAUGAUAGCGACGGCGAAUCGACGCCGCUGAAGAGGGGACCGAAGACGGAACGACGCACCGCCCAUAAUCUGAUCGAGAAGAAGUAUAGGUGUUCGAUAAAUGAUCGAAUACAACACUUGAAGUUGAUAUUGGCUGGCGAUGAAGCGAAGUUGUCGAAAUCGGCGACACUUCGCAAAGCGAUCGAUCACAUCGAGAAUCUCGAGGCCGAGAAUCAGUCGCUUCGACGCGAAGUCGAAAAAUUGCGCGCGAUUCUCAUCGCGAACGGGUUGACGUGUGCCGAGACGAAAUCGCGUCGCGACUCGCCGGAUUGCGCCGCGAUGCAGAAUAAUGAUUCGUCGCCGUCGCCGCCGAGGAGUGAGAAGAAGCGCGCGCGAAUGAUGACCAAUGGCAACGCGUCGAAUGGUCCCAACAGUUCGCGAAUAACAUUAUUCGCGAUGCUCAUGGCGGUUCUCAUCUUCAAUCCGCUCGGACUACUCGCUGGCAGCACGUUUGCCGCUCAAACGUCGGCGUCAUCAACGGAUCGCAAAAUUCCGAUUGCGUCGCCGUUCGAGCAUGGACGAAUAUUGGAUGAUUCGGGUCCGGGCCUCAUCGAGAUCGCCGACGAACGAUCGAGUCUCAUUCGGCCGUUGUUGAUCUGGUCGGUGAAUUUCGCGAUGAUCGCCUAUGUGCUGAUGCGUCUACUCGUCUACGGCGAACCGGUGCAGGACUUCAAAUCGACGACGUGGACGACGUUUGUGGCGACGCGCGAGAAAGCGCGCGCCGAGCACGCGAGCGGCAAUUUUCGCGAGGCUCAACGACAAUUCAGCGAGUGCCUCGUGAUUCUCGGACGGCCGCUGCCGACGACCGGAUUGGAAACGAUACUGUCGAUCGUCUGGGAAUGCAUUCGUCAUCUCCUCAAUUGGUUGUGGAUCGGACGAUGGAUGUCGAGACGGAAACGAUCGACGUCGACGCCGGUGCCCGUCGUGUGCCGAAGUCACGCUCACACCGCCGUCCUCUACCACGACAUCCACCAAUUGCACUUGAUGGGCUUCACCGACUACGAGGACGACGCCAACGAGCCGUCGAUGAUCUCGGGCCUUUAUUUGGCGCUGUGCGCUGUCAAUCUUGCCGAAUCGGCGGGCGCCUCGUCCGACGGUCUGCCGCGUUCGAUCAUGGCUCAGAUCUACAUUGCGGCGUCGAUUCGGUGCCGAAUCGAGUUGCCGAAACUGUUCGCGCCGAUCGCCUCCGGCUAUUUUUUGCGACGAGCGCGUCGACACAUCCGACGGGCGCCCGAGCACACCGUCGCGCAAUUCUUGUGGCUAUUCCAUCCGGCGACGCGACGAUUCAUGGCCGACGCCGAACGCCUCAAAUAUUUGCUGCAAACGAAACAGCGCAUGGGAAUGGCUUCGUUUCUCAAUGAGGAGAUGAACACCCCAUUGGCUCGCCUACGCUCGAUGCUGAAAGUCUAUCUGCUCACUCAGCUAGUGAAAGAGCUCGCCGGCGGCGAGGAGUUCGCUUCGUCGACGAAUCUCCUCGUCGAUGAGACCGCCCAUGGCCAACUCGAUGAUGACAUCGAUAUUGUUGAUAUUUCGCGACUUCUCACCUCGAUCUCGACACGAAGUAGCGCGAUUGCCGCCAAUGAAAAAGAUGAAGCCUCAAAAUUCGGCUGCUGGUUGUCCCGCGAAGGCGAUGCGUGUUGCACGUGGUGGACGCAUGUGCUCACGUGCGGCAUUUAUUGGCGGACCGGCAAAAACGAGAUGGCCCGCAAACACUAUUCCCUUAUAAGGCAUUGUCCGCCGGAGAUACUCAAAGACAAACUCGGUCUCGCCGUCGGCCACGCGUUGUGCGCGCGCAAAAUUUGCAUCGACGAUCGCGAAUCGAGCAAAGUCGGCGAGUACGUGUGCAUUCAUACGCGAAAAUCGUUGUUGUCGCUUCGCGAGUUUGCCACGUCGCGAACGACGUGUAUCGUGUCGGGAAUUCAGGAAGGUGUCCGCCGAAUGUCAUAUGAAUGGGUGAUGAAUUCGCUGCUCGACGCGUGGCGCACAUCGUUGACGUCGACGACGCAACCCUACUGGAAGCAGUCGUUCAAAGGUCAAAAGUAUUUCAGCACGCUCUACCAAGAAGCGUAUAAUCAUUAUUCGUUGAUCAACGGCAAUCGCGGCGAUUGUUGGCGGUUGUUCGUCUAUGAGCUCACGUGUCGCAUGUUGAACGGCGCGAAUCCGCAGGCGACGUGGGCGGGAAUUCGACGAGUGCGCACGACGAAGAUGGACGCGGUUCGCGGACGCGUCUCGAUGCGACGAUCCGCGCAGCCGGACGCGUUCCACUUGCAUACACUUUGUAAAUUGCAUUCCAUAAUGGAAUCUUGA